Messenger RNA from Rhagoletis pomonella (apple maggot), 805 nucleotides. RefSeq lists its product as uncharacterized. Bases 2 to 805 code for a protein of 267 amino acids. Gene Ontology annotation, biological process: DNA repair; telomere maintenance. Gene Ontology annotation, molecular function: DNA helicase activity. NCBI's taxonomy places the organism in Eukaryota, Metazoa, Arthropoda, Insecta, Diptera, Tephritidae. The record is from RefSeq and is a predicted model, not a curated record. The transcript has 2 exons.
AAUGAUGGCUCCGCAUGCGCACAUUCUCAUUUGGUUAGUCGAAAGAAUGCAACCUGACCAAAUUGAUGACAUCACAUUUGUCCAGAUUCCUGAUCCCGAAACCGAUCCAGACCAGCAUGUUUUCGUUAUUACAAACAUGAGUCAUGGACCGUGUGGCGUCAUUAACCCACAAUCAACGUGCAUGGUCGACGGCAAGUGUUCCAAGCGUUAUCCACGAAAUUUGACUGCUGAAACUAUCCCUGGCAACGAUGGUUAUCCACUAUAUCGGCGUCGAUCAUCUGAUGAUGGCGCUAGAACAAUCACAGUCAAAGUGAAAGGAAAUGAUUUCCUUGUCGACAACUCUUGGGUUGUUCCGUAUUCGCCACUUCUUUCCAAAUUAUGCAAGGCGCAUUGUAACGUGGAAUAUUGCAAUUCACUGAAUUCCAUCAAGUACAUCUGCAAAUAUGUCGCAAAAGGCAGUGACAAUGAUGAAAUCACGCGCUAUCAACGUGAACGUGAAUACGACAAAAAUGCAUUACGCCAAUUGGUUCGAACGAAUGUACCUUUGUUGAAUCCCCAACAAAAAGAAGUGUACGAUACGGUGAUGAAGGCAAUUGAUGAUGAAAAUGUUGGCAUGUUUUUCCUUCAUGCGCCUUCACUGAUUUUGGCUACAGUUCGUGCAAUAUCAGAAAUUGCUGUAGCAGUUGUUUCUUCUCUAAUAGCAGCUACGCUGCUGGAAGGUUGCCUAACCGCUUAUUCGUCAUUAAAAUUGCCAUUAAACCUUCAAGCGGUUGAAGAACCAACAUGUAGCAUAGCGAAACAUUGA